Megalobrama amblycephala (Wuchang bream) is the source of this 2727-nucleotide messenger RNA. It is a transcript of the gene atp6v0b, whose product is annotated as ATPase H+ transporting V0 subunit b. The transcript is spliced from 8 exons. NCBI's taxonomy places the organism in Eukaryota, Metazoa, Chordata, Actinopteri, Cypriniformes, Xenocyprididae. The record is from RefSeq and is a predicted model, not a curated record. Gene Ontology annotation, biological process: proton transmembrane transport. Gene Ontology annotation, molecular function: proton-transporting ATPase activity, rotational mechanism. Bases 200 to 820 code for a protein of 206 amino acids. Gene Ontology annotation, cellular component: proton-transporting V-type ATPase, V0 domain.
GAGCUCGUCACAUGAUCAGCUGACGACUCCUUCCCCUCUGAUGGAUGCAGGAUUUCCAGCCUUCGCCGUUUCGAAGGGCUCACAGGAAUCCAUUUCUCUUCAAGAUACACGAAUCCAACAGAAAGUAACAUCACAGUAGCUUUAGGUUUAUUCCUGGGAGAACCUUUAGAUAGCAAAACUGGCGCUGCUGGUGGAGUGGAUGAUGAACGGGCACGCAAUUUUAUACACCGGGGUCACUUUGGCCUUCUGGACGACCAUCCUGAUCGUCGGUAUUUGCUAUACAAUUUUUGACCUUGGAUUUCGAUUUGACAUAGCAUGGUUUUUAACAGAGACUUCUCCAUUUAUGUGGGCUAAUCUUGGAAUUGGCCUGGCCAUCUCUCUGUCUGUUGUUGGAGCUGCAUGGGGGAUUUACAUCACUGGGUCCAGCAUCAUUGGUGGUGGAGUCAAAGCCCCUAGAAUCAAGACCAAAAAUCUUGUCAGCAUUAUCUUUUGUGAAGCUGUUGCCAUUUAUGGGAUCAUCAUGGCAAUUGUCAUUAGCAAUUUGGCAGAGAACUUCAGUGGCACAACUCCAGAAACUAUUGGGGCAAGGAACUACCAAGCAGGCUACUCCAUGUUUGGUGCUGGACUCACUGUUGGCUUCUCAAAUCUCUUCUGUGGCAUCUGUGUUGGCAUCGUGGGCAGUGGAGCUGCCCUGGCUGAUGCGCAGAAUGGCAGCCUCUUUGUCAAGAUCUUAAUUGUUGAAAUUUUCGGCAGUGCCAUUGGACUAUUUGGAGUGAUCGUAGCCAUCUUGCAGACAUCGAAAGUAAAAAUGGGAGAUUAGAUGACCACACGACCUACAGAUCAAAGACGCUGUGUUGCUGGUGCAAACAGGAGGUGUAAAUACAUAGUAAAUUAUUUAAAUGUAUUUUCCUUUGUGUCUGUUUUUAACCAUCAUUUUCUGAAGAUUGAAAUAUUCUAUGUGCACCAAUUUGUCUUAAAGUGUGCAUGAUGAUGAUAAUGUCAAAGGCAGAUCUUUGACGACUCACUUAGUUUGGCAUCUCAUAAUUCUGAAAAUGAAAAUAUCACAAUGUUUUUGGCCAUACUUCCAUGUCGUAAUAUCAUUAUUAUUUUUUUUAAAUCAAGAGGUAUUUUAUUUAUUAAAAUAGCCUAAUAAUAUAAACAAUGACCCUGCUGACAGAAAAGACUGUCAAUAGACUCAAUGUUCUGGUCUGUUCUGACACACAGGGCGUUAUGUUCGUAAUCAUCUCAAAAUUCAAUAUAUAGUUCGCUGUGAUUUGUUCUGUACAGUAAAAGAAAAGUGAUAAACUGCAUUAGUGUGGUUCCUUGCAUUGGAUGGCUGUAAAUCGUAAAGUAUUCUCUCGAUCGCCGUACGCAAGAAUAUUCUUGUGUUUGCGUGAUGACACCUGGUGUAUCCAGUGUGCUUGACCUGAUCAUGUGUUGUGUUUUCAUGUUGCUACUGAAUUCAAGUAAACACUAUCUUUGAGAAAACAGUUAUACCAAAACUAUGAUGUUAAAAAAAGAACACCAGUCUCCAAUUGUAUUUCUACCGGCGUAGACCCUCACUUUGUAGGGCUCUCUUCAGUUCUGCUUGGUUAAAAAUAAGAGGAUAUAAUAAUCUGAUGCGUGUACAUAUUAAAAGCAGCUUUUUUUGUGAAGCAUGAGGGUGUUUGCCAUUCCAUAUUUCCCUAGUUGUCUUGUGAUUUUUGUUUACUUUUUGUAUAUAUAUAUUUUUUUUUUAUCUUAUUUUCUUUUUUUUGGAAGCAAGAAGUGGUCUUUAUCCCCCUAGGUCCCUGUUGUUACUGUAUAAUGUUUAAUCUCAAAGCUGGAUGAACGAUAUGUAACAUCAUCUUUGUUGUUCAGUUCAUUCUGAAAAUGUUUAGGAAGUUGUUUGAGGUGGACCUCAAGACCUUAGAUGCCGUAUUUAUUUUAACAUGAAUAAAAACAAGGCUGUAGAUUUUACUGGAUUAAGAUCUCAUUUUCACAACCCAAAUUUUUGUCCACAUCGAAGAUGUAUUUUUAGUGUUGCAUCAGCUGAAAUAUUGAACAUUUAUUCCUCAGAGCCUCGUUUUCAUUCACGUAAAAUUAAAUAUGGUGUUUCCCUUCGCUAAGGUCAAUCUGACAGUAUACCCCUGGCUAUAACCUUGAUCAAUCAGUUGAACUUCUUUUAGCUGUACUUUAAUGCUUUUCUAUGUGUUUGUGAAGUGGAGGUACAUACUAAACAUGAUUUUACUAACCACUGAAUGCCCAAAUCAACUUCUGUUCAGUGUGUGUUGUUUAAGUUAUAAUGAUCAAUCAAAUCACAUACCCCAUCUGUAAAGCACUAUAGUGUUGCGAUUAGCGAAACACCAAGAUGAUCUGUUAUUCCUGCACUGGAUUUGUGGAGUGAUGCAUUAAUUUUUUUUUUUUCUUUACAUGCAAGUGUUUAUUUUGAAACAUUCCAACUUAGACCUGGUUGUAAUGACUCAGCGGUUCAACCCACUCCUGGUGGAUCCCACUGCGAGGCUGCUUUAGGUCUCGUUAUUGUGUGGCUUCCAGGACCUGGAUUGGCUGUCUGUGGUUUAGUGGUUCUGGAGUUGUGAGGUAAAGAUGAGCUUGUUACCAUUUCUCCUAUUUCAGUGAUUGUUAAAUAUGUUAAUGUGGUGAUUCCAUUGUUUUGAUGUGUACAAGUGGAUCCUCUAGACUUCAUUAUCGUCCUUGAAGAAAUAAAAAUGAAAUGUGGAAAAACGG